This is a messenger RNA of Centrocercus urophasianus (Greater sage-grouse), 547 nucleotides long. RefSeq names its product coiled-coil-helix-coiled-coil-helix domain containing 5 (gene CHCHD5). The coding region runs from base 5 to 298 and encodes 97 amino acids. The record is from RefSeq and is a predicted model, not a curated record. Lineage: Eukaryota; Metazoa; Chordata; Aves; Galliformes; Phasianidae. The transcript has 4 exons.
AGCGAUGCAGGCGGCCCUGGAGAUCACGGCGCGGUACUGCCGCAACGAGAUGGAGCAGUACGGGCGCUGCGUGGCCGCCAGCCCGACUUCGUGGCAGACGGAUUGUCACAGCCUCCGCCUCAGCAUGUCCCGCUGCGCCGCCACGCACCCCAUCGUGCAGCGGAUCCGGGAGGACUGCGCUGAGCCCUUCGUGGCCUUCGAGCAGUGCCUGAAGGAGAACCAGGAGUCGGUGCUGAACUGCAGUGAGCACGUCAACGCCUUCCUGCGCUGCGCCGAGAGGGUGAAGCUGCCGGCGUGAGGGGACCCCCCGGAAUUAAAACUCAUGGUCAGAAGCAAAAGAAAACUCUUGAUACUCUGCAUUCUCAUCACAGUGCUUGGUUGGGUCGCUGCUCCCCGUCUGAAAAACCCGUGGGUCACUUGGGUAGGAAGCGAAAGCCACCUUUUAUUUCUGCAGCUUGUACUGAGGAAUUCCUUUUGUCUCUGAGGACAGCGUUUUCCCUUUGUCCCAAUAAAAAGUAACCAGCCAACACGCUGCUGAAGACUGAAA